Messenger RNA from Lethenteron reissneri (Far Eastern brook lamprey), 5673 nucleotides. Its product is annotated as transforming growth factor-beta-induced protein ig-h3-like. The record is from RefSeq and is a predicted model, not a curated record. Gene Ontology annotation, cellular component: extracellular matrix. Gene Ontology annotation, molecular function: cell adhesion molecule binding. Gene Ontology annotation, biological process: extracellular matrix organization; cell adhesion. Lineage: Eukaryota; Metazoa; Chordata; Hyperoartia; Petromyzontiformes; Petromyzontidae.
AUGGCGAACAUCAGUGGCUUCGUGACAUCUGAGCUACUAAUGCUCCACAGCAGCCAUCAUUCAGCCUUGACAACGCCGGCUCCUGAGCCCCUAUAUAACGACGGUGGAGCGACGGAGGCCACCUCAUUCGUGUCGCUGCUCGGCUCUCUGGGAACCUGCACCAUGCUCGCCUCGUGUCUCCUCGUUGCGCUGGCGUUCUCGCUGGUGGCGGACGCGUCGCACUUCGACCGCACCGUGUCCCACAGUCGCAUCCGCGGCCGGACACAAGGGGCCAACGUGUGCGCCGUGCAGAAGGUGGUGGACACAGAUAAGAAAUACUACUCCAACUGCAAGCAGUGGUACCAGAAGCAGAUCUGCGGCAAGAAAACGAUCGUGACCCACGAGUGCUGCCCUGGCUACGUCAGAGUGGACGGCGUCGAUGGCUGUUCGGCAAUCACUCCCAUCGUGAACGUUUACGAGACGCUGGAUCCCAUCGAGGCCACUCUCACGCAGAAAUACUCGAACCAGUCGGGACUGCGGCCUGAGAUCGAGGGGCCUGGAGCUCACACCAUGUUCGCUCCCAGCAAUGAGGCCUGGUUAGAGCUGUCCAAGGAGGUCCGCGACUCGCUCACGACCAACGUGAACAUCGAGCUGCUCAACGCUCUGCGCUACCACAUGGUGGACCGGCGGCUGCUCACAAGCGACCUCAAGGACGGCACGGUGCUCACCUCCAUGUACGAGAAGCAGAAGCUCUACGUCAACCACUACCCCAACGGGAUCAUCACCAUGAACUGCGCCCGUCUCAUCCGCCCCAACCACCUGGCGACCAACGGCGUGGUGCACGUCAUCGACCGCGUCGUCGUGCCCGUGUCCAACCAGAUCGGCGAUGUCAUCAGCUACGACGAGGACAUGGAGUCGAUGCGGGCGGCAGUGGAGGCCUCCGGACUGAUGCCAAUGCUCAACUCGGAGGGGCCCAUCACUCUGUUCGUGCCCAGCAAUGAGGCGUUUAAGAAAAUCCCCAAGGGAACGCUCAACAGAAUCCUGGCAGAUCCUCCGGCACUCAAGGCCAUGGUGAACAACCACCUCAUCUCGUCCCUGCAAUGCUCCGAGUCCAUCCUGGGCACCACCGCCGUGGAGACGGCCGAGGGGACGAAGCUGCAGGUCACGUGCAACGGCGACGACAUCACCCUGAACGGGAAGGUGAACGUGAUACGCAAGGACAUCGUCACCACCAACGGGGUCAUCCACCUCAUCGACGACCUGCUGCUGCCCGACACAGCCAAGGACGUGUUCGACGUCGCCGAGAAGUACGGCGUGGAGACCUUCAUGGACGUCUUCGCAGAGGCCGGCCUCAAGUCCAGCCUGAAGGUGGGGGAGGAGUACACGAUCCUGGCGCCCAAGGACAGCGCCAUGGAAGAUUCCGCGAUGUCGACCUCGUCGGACAGCACGCAGAAGAUGCUGCUCAAUCACGUGGUGCGUGGCCGCCACCUCUCCAAUCAGCUGUAUCACGGCCAGAAACUCGAGACGCUUGGCGGGCAGCAGCUGCGCGUCUUCCUCUACCACCGGGCGAUCUGCGUCGAGACGUCGUGCGUGAACGUGCGCGACAAGUCCACCAACACGGGCGCGCUCUUCGUGGUCGACAAGGUCAUCAAGCCGGCCACCAGCACCAUCAUGGAGCUGCUCCGCAACGACGCUCGCUUCAGCACGCUGCUGUCCCUGGUGAACGUGGCUGGGCUGGCACAGAAGUUCGGGCGCCAGGGCGAGAUGACGCUGUUUGCGCCCACGAACGAGGCCUUUAAAUCGCUGGGUCCAGCCGAGCUCACCAAACUGAAGCGGAACCGUAAGGAGCUGGCCGCUCUGAUCAAUGGCCACGUCAGCCAGGGCAUCCUCGUGAGCGGAGGCAUCGUCCCCGUGGGCAGCAACCUCGUGAAGACGGCGCAGGGCACGCGCCUCGACGUCAUCGUGAGGAAUGGCACCACCUACGUGAACAACAAGAAGAUGGUGCAGGCCGACAUCUUGGGUGUGAACGGAGUGAUUCACGCUAUUGACGGCGUCAUUCUGCCCGGGGCUCAAUGGACCAAUGCCAUGGUGAACGAUCGGCCAAUGACUGACGAACAGCUCGCGAUCUUUCAGCGCUUAACUGGACGAAAACACACUCUGAGACCGAGGCGCAUGUGAGGACGGUCGGACUGCGGACGCCACGUGGUGAAAACACGAACAGAAGCAACAAGAGGGUGUUCAGAAGAAGAACUUACCAGGGUCACAGUUGAGCACAUUAAUUCCAUAUUCAGGUUUCUCUUUUGUAUGCACGGAUUUUAAUUGAGAAAUAGUAGGUACGGCGGAACCUGUCUUCGAGAGAUGUACAAAAAAACAACAACUCCCCCAGCCCCUCGGCUCGACGUCGUUGGCUAUCGGGGACGGAGUCGCGGCGCGGUGCGUGCCGCUUAUGAGGUCACCGCCGGUCACGCACUCCGCCGCGAUUUUGUGGACACGGUCCCAACGCACCCCCCCCCCAGAGUCAAUGAAGGCAAGCGAGCCACAACGCUUUGCUCUUAUUCGGCCUUCUCGUCUCUCGCGCCUCAACGGCAAAGGCGAACGACUCACACGCGGCCACGGCAGACUUGAAUAAGUAUAACCCGUAAAAACUAAGUUUUUCACUAUAAAUCCUUUAUAUGCGUGGCGGCUAGAGUCCUCUCGUCCUCUGGCUUGAGAUGGAUGCCACCUAUGGGUCAGAUGAUUGCAUGGCACCAUUAAGCAAUUGGUAAUUAAAUAUAAUAUUUUUAUCCUAAAAAGUGUAAAAUUUUUGGAAAAAUUUUUCACGAACAUUAAUUGUCACGCACAACGAGCCGGUGUGCAAAAUGUCAGCUCGAUUGGAUCACGGGAAGUGGGUUAAAAAACGAGUGAAAGAUUUGCACGGUCCUAAGCAAGCAAGCGAACUUAAUAUAAAGGAUUUAAAAAGCAACGCGGUACACCGCAACGCAAGCACUGCCGCGGAUAAGCCCGUACGAGUGUGCGCGAGCGUGUGCGAGUGUGUGCGUGUACAAAGCUUAUACAUACGCAGUCUGGUUUUGAGGUCAACUCAGCUCGUCGUCACCUUAGGGGUUAUUAAAAUGAGCGCUACUAUGGAUAGACUGGUUUUCCAUCAUGGGAAUGUGGAAUUUCCAUCGCAGUCAACAGCCAUGUAUGGCAUCAGAAACUUGUUCUACCGUGGGAGCGCUUUUGCUCUGUAUCAUUACACGCCGUAUUUAAACUUAAACUCACAGUUCCCUGUCAAUCCACUGGUGGAUUAGGACCUCCCCAUGGUGUGUUGGUCGUAGUGGUUGUUUGACCAUACUUCACCCCGACGGUCACUGCGGUGUGGGUGACGUUAGUCAUCCACUCAGACCACCAGGUUCAUAGUGCAGUCUGCUAACCGCUGAACAACUAUAUUCACAUAUAGUCAGUUGAGUUUGUAUUUUAUUUAUACUCUUAUCUACAUGCAAUAAAAUAUAUUGCUUAUUUAAUCGAUACGAUAUUAACGUGUAGCCAAUUGUUACAACUGCAAUAAUUAUCCACAAGAUAUGAAGAUUAAAAAAAAAUUCUAAAUAGAUGGAUAUGAAAAAAACAAUUCUUGGCGAUAUGACCUUAAUUGGAGCUUUGUUUAACAUUCGCAGUCAGGUAAUGGCCGUUGCGAGGUUGCGUGCCCAAGCUAAUGGAGUGAGCUCGCGGCCGACUCUGCCGCUGAUGGCUCCACGUGGCUCUUGACGAUAGGCUCGCUGAAAAGAAAACUCCCGACGGCGAAGUGAGCCGGCGAGGAAAAACAUCGGGAGCACUCGUACGACUUAAUGCCAUUCUUCUGUGGAAGCGCGAAGCUUCAAACGGCGCUCUCUUGCGUCACAGCAGACGUGAGCGACGCCCCACUUGUGCCAUUUUUCCAAGCCGAGGGGCACUUUCGGAUAAACGGGAUUUCAGAAUGUUAAAUACCUCCGCGCAACAACAACAAGAAAACAACAGUGGCCGGUACUCUUCCUGCUCUGGAAGGGUUUUUUUCUUUUCUUUUGCCGAGCGGCUGCGUGUUGAGGACAGAGCUUGAGCCGCUCCACCUUUGGCUCCUGAAAAAUGCACCCAUCGCGUGGGGCGAGACGUCCGGCAUUGCUGCCAAAACGACGCGAGAACACCGCCGGAAAACGCAUCUGAGAAGCCAAACGAUUUGGCGUUGUUGGCAACCCAUUGGGAGGGGAGGGAAGGGGGGUUGAGGGCACCAGGGAAGGUCAAAUGUCAGUCAGGGUCACCGCGGGUUAUUGGCAAUCCAUUGGGAGGGGCGAGGGCACCAGGGAAGGUCAAAUGUCAGUUAGGGUCACCGCAGGUUAAUGCUUGAAACUACAAUGGAAUUAAAGCGACGCGUUGUUGCUGCGGCAAACAAGGCUUCCAACCACACAGCCACAGUAAGGCGACACGUUUUCAAAUGAAUUAAGUCAGAUUUUCUCUGUUCUAACGGACACUGUGUGGUGAUUCUCUCCUUUGAACCGGUGAUGGAAAUUCCACAUUCCUAUGGAAACCACUGUUCAUCCUCCAACCUGUGGAUAGCAGCCUCACCAAAUGGUGCUAAUGUACAGGCCCCAGAGAGGUGACGUCGAAUGAUGAUGAUGACGGUGCUGGCGCUGAGCUGACCUUGACCAGGAUUUAACUCAUCAACCUCACGAUUUGGGAACCAUGCUGUCCCCAAAAAAACUGAGCUCUAUCCAAACCAUUUUAAAGCAAUCUGCACGUGAUAUCUCUCUUAUAUUAUCCUGUGGGUGUCUUUACCAUUUUCUCGUGUGUUCGCUUAUUGAACAGGUUCCGCUGUAUGUCAGAUAAACACAUAUAGUCGUUUGUAAUGUGUUGUAGAAUGUAUGACGUUUUUUUUCCUUAUCAUUAUUAUUUGUUUUGAAUAUCAUACUGCCAAUGUUUUUUUUUUCUUCUUGUAUUAUUUACGUUGCAAAUAUUAAUGCCGCACAUUUGAAUCUGCCUCAACGUGUAAACCCACUCAGAAUUGAUCAUCGAAAGCCACUGUAUUUUUGUACAGUUUUAUUUUUACCUUCAUUCUCUCCCGAACGACAUCACGGCAAUUCUAAACUUCAGCGGCUGUGCAUUUACCACGAAUCAAUGUAGAGGAAAUACCAUCCCUCAUUUUAAGGGACAAUGUAUGUUUUCAUUCAUUGAUAAGCUGACACCACAUAGCCCAUCCUUGGCGUACCUUGAGAUCAACGCUUGGGCUUAUCCUUGGGUUAAAAUCCCCCCAUCACCUCCUUGUUUGUGGAACAUUCCAAAUUGAACAUCCCUGCAAGCGGUGCAUUGGCACGGCUCACUGCAGAUGAGCAGUGUUUAUUUUGGAAUGUUCCACGUUUCCCGUGGGGGUGGUACAUGAGCCGGAUUUUGUCCACUUGUUUAGAUGAAUCCCGACGAGGGUACGAUGUGAAAAGACAUUACCCAAGCAAUGCAUCAGUCGGCCAUCCCGGAAUUUGUAAAAUUAAGAUAUAUUUUUUUUCCUUUACGAAUAAAAAUGUAUAAUAGUGUCUGCUUGAUGACAUAUCGGAUUCCCGUAGACCAUCCGUGUGUGCAGUCGACUUGAACGGUUUUUUUUUUACUGCAUGCAUCUCCGCGUGGGCGCAAAUUCUGGACGUCGAUUUGAUUGCUGACGUCGCCAAAGCUACUCAAUAAAAGUGUUUUUAUCGA